UGCAAAGAUCCGGAACACGUUGCCAAUGCCGCUACCAAAGGACUUGAGGCAGCUAUGGCGCUGAGAAGACUGAAGAUAAUAUCUCCACGGACAGCAAUGCAACUGUUUAGGGCUACAGUGGCUACAGUGGCGCCAGUGGCAGACUACGCAUCUAGUAUCUGGAUGCACGCCUGUGGAACAAGGGGAACACAAUAUUUAAAUAGAAUGCAGAAACAUGGAGCUAUUGCUGUCACAGGAGCCUUUCGGACAGUUGCAACUGCAGUGGCUGAAGCAGAAGCAGGGAUUCAACCUUUCCAUAAUCGACACAUGGAGAAAGCUACGAAACUGUGGAUCGACAUACAGACCUUACCCAAAUCGAACCCACUGAGGAAACUGAGAACCAUUACAACCCGAAGAAACUAUCCAGGCAUUCACAUUACCACU
Molecule: messenger RNA, 423 nt
Organism: Talaromyces stipitatus ATCC 10500
Lineage: Eukaryota; Fungi; Ascomycota; Eurotiomycetes; Eurotiales; Trichocomaceae
Exons: 2
Source: RefSeq, a predicted model, not a curated record